This is a messenger RNA of Eublepharis macularius, 3380 nucleotides long. RefSeq names its product ST6 N-acetylgalactosaminide alpha-2,6-sialyltransferase 1 (gene ST6GALNAC1). The coding region runs from base 82 to 1845 and encodes 587 amino acids. NCBI's taxonomy places the organism in Eukaryota, Metazoa, Chordata, Lepidosauria, Squamata, Eublepharidae. The record is from RefSeq and is a predicted model, not a curated record. Gene Ontology annotation, molecular function: alpha-N-acetylgalactosaminide alpha-2,6-sialyltransferase activity. The transcript has 9 exons.
GAGGAGCAGGGCUGUAGAUUUGAUCGUUGUGCAGUAUAGCUGUAGCAGGGAAAGGGGAGACCUGGGCUGUCUCAUGCAACCAUGAGACCAAUCAGGAGAAUGUUUCCUGGGGUAUCCACCAAGCUGCUUGUCAUAACCUUUUUGUUCCUCAUUGUAUCUUUUGCUGCCUACAUUGGCUUUACAGAAAAACAUCCAUACAGACAAUUUGGUUAUUUUAAUCAUGCCACCAGAGUGCCGCAAAUGAACAUGCAAAAGAGUACUCAAAAUGCUGGGGCUACCCACAAAGAGACAGAAAAGGUGAUACUCAGCCUUGACAAUACGGCACAACAGCAAGAUGCCGUUACGAGACCGGCACUUAACAACAACCUGGAUGCCAAAGGAGAGCAUGCCAAGGAUGGAAGUGUGACAUCUGCAUCUAUUGAGAAGCAAAAGAGGGAUAGUUUUAUAGGAUCAGCAGCCAAUAAGAAACAAGAUGGAGAAGAAUUAAGACCCCUAGCUAAUAAGAUGCAAGCUAAAAAUUGGACUGUGACACCUACUGCCAAUAAAAAACAAAGUAAGAGCAUAAUACCGGUACUCCGUUCAAAGGAAGAGAAAAAUAAUGACGUGGUCCCAGAUCACAAACAAGAGAAGCAAUUUGAGGCUAAAUAUGUGGCACCAGCAUCCACUACAAAGCAAACGAAAAGAACAUUAAAAGAAACGUACACAUCUCUGAAGCUGUCUACCAAAGUCGAAUCAGUUUCUAUUGCUAGAGAUCACAAUGCAUCUGAUCCUGGAACUCUAAACGUCACACGUGCCAUUCCUGCAGCAACCCACAAGAAAAGGUUAAAAGCAUCUGACUUCAAAUCUGAGCCCCGCUGGGAUUUUGAUGACCAGUAUCUUCUGGACAAUUCAACUCCACAGUCAACCUGUCCAAAUUCACUGCGGGUCAAGGCUGCCAAGUCUGACUGGCUGCAGGGCAUUUUCCUGCCCAACAUCACACUCUUUAUGGACAGGAGUCACUUCACUGACAGUGAAUGGGAGCGCAUGGAGCAUUUCCCCCCACCUUUUGGGUUCAUGGAACUAAAUUACUCAUUGGUAAAAGAAGUCAUAACCAUGCUUUCUCCUAAACCCUAUCACCAAAUUCUCAUGGCACACAACAGCAGCCAGGCUUCCAGGUGUAUUACCUGUGCUGUAGUAGGAAAUGGAGGAAUAUUAAACAACUCCAGAAUGGGCCAGGAGAUUGACUCCCAUGAUUACGUCUUCAGGGUGAGCGGUGCUGUGAUUAAGGGUUAUGAGAGAGAUGUGGGAACAAGAACAUCCUUCUAUGGAUUCACUGCCUAUUCCUUAAUGUCUUCCCUUUUGAUACUGGGGAACCAUGGAUUCAAGAAGAUCCCCAUGGGAAAGGAGAUCAAAUACCUUCAUUUCCUGGAAGGGGAAAGAGAUUACGAAUGGCUGAAAGCUCUUCUGCUGAACAAGGAAGUCAGGAAAGGAUUUUUGGACUACUAUGGGAAAAAGCCAAGGGAAAAAUUUGAUAAUUUCAGCCUGGAUAAAUACUUUGUGGUUCAUCCAGAUUUUCUCAGAUACAUCAAAAACAGGUUUCUAAAAUCCCAAAGUUUGGACAAAUCCUACUGGCGGCUCUAUAGACCCACCACAGGUGCUUUCAUUUUACUAACUGCACUCCAUCUCUGUGAUCAGGUAAGCGCUUAUGGGUACAUCACAGAAGGUUACCAGAAGUAUUCAGACCACUAUUACGACAAGGAAUGGAAGCGUUUAAUCUUUUAUCUCAACCAUGACUUUGAUCUGGAACGAGGGGUGUGGAAAAAACUUCACGACGCAAACAUCAUGAAGCUUUACCAACAAUCUUGAUCAAGGGGUCAUAAUCUUGAUUAAGGCAGAGACAUAAUGCCAACAGCAGCCUUUUUUUUAUUUUGCUCCUUGAUAUAAAAUGAGAGGGGUCAGAUUUUUGUGUGUGGAAGCAGGGAUGUUAUCCAGAGCUAAACCAUAUUUUUAUUAUUUAUGUAAUAAUAGUAGAAUCAAGGAUUCUAUUACUUGAGAACACACUGGUGGGAUAGUUAUGUCCUGAGAAUCCAUUUUGAUUAUAAUGGACUGGAUUAUGGAUUUAUUGACCUACCCUAAGAGUUUCUUUCCAAAAUCUCAGGCAAAGGUCCUUCCAGUUGCUGCUACCUCUCUUCCUUAGUUGAACUUGGAACUUAAUGCAUGCAAAGCUUGUCUGCUACCUCUGAGGUGCAGCCUCAUUCCCUUCCAUUGUUUUGACUGAACUAUUAAGAUGUUGCAAGGAUUUUAUAGUAGUACCCUCUCCGCUUGAUUAUGAAUUCUUAAACCAAAGUUGGAGAAUUAUUAGUGUAAAACAUCUAUUCUCCUUUCAGCUGGGGCAUUACAACUUUGAAAUGCACAUGUCCACAGCAUAAACCAGGUGGGAGCAUGUAGAUGCACAGUGUGUGCAUAGUACUGGUGGCUGUUUUUUAUUUGGGAUCCUCUUGGCAGUUGCAAGAUUAUGGUAUUAAGAGUUGAUCUCUUUGUUCCCGCCCCUAUCCCUUAGCGUGUGAGUUUCUUAAGCCUCAAAAAAUGAAACAUCUAUUCCUCUGGGGACCAAAGGAUCUUAAUUGAGAGAGGAUAGCUUGGAUGUAUUCCAGAAGUCUUUCAUCCUUUUCUGCUGCCACUCUGAUCCUUUUAUUUUACUUGCAUUUUUUUACGCAUUGACUAUUAAACAUUUACUUCAAUGGACUUAUGGGGGAUAUAACUCUGUUUAGGAUUUUACUGUAAAUCAAUCAGUUUGUAGUCUCAGCAGAUUUGCUGUUUCCUGACUGGACACACUGUCCAAAUCUUUCACUGUAUACCAGGCAGUUUUAGCUGCCAAGUCAUAGUACUACUCAAGAAAGCUAGCGGGGAAAGACGUGAACAUUCUUUCUCCGGUGAAAGAUUACCAAAGGCUUAUAGCCUCUUUGGCCUAGAGAACCUGCAUUAUAUUUAUGUCUUUCACACCAAUGAAUAUAUGUGCCUAUUUGUGACAGAACAGAGAGGAAUUGCAUUCAGAUUUGAAUGAGCUCCAGCAGCUGUCUGGGAAAAGCGAUUGUAUUCCAUGAUAAACUCAGCUGAGUGCUGCCUUUAGUCUGCUUAAUACAUUCCAAUAGUCAAAGCGCUAGAAAAAGCUGAUGGCAUCACUAUACCUUGAGAAUCUGAGCCAAAAUACUUCAUUAGGAAAUGUCAGCUUUAUCCCAUGGGGCGAUUGGCCCCCCCUUUUUUUUUUCUUUCAGCAAAUGUGUGCCUCAUCCUGUGGCGUAGCAAAGAAGAUUCACCAAAUGUCCAUGGAAUACACACGUUUAAAGGCAAUUAUAAAUAACAAUGAAAUAAAUAAAAAAACAAUUCCUUUGACUUUUCAA